Messenger RNA from Rattus norvegicus (Norway rat), 1604 nucleotides. RefSeq names its product Cd69 molecule (gene Cd69). Gene Ontology annotation, molecular function: carbohydrate binding. Bases 65 to 664 code for a protein of 199 amino acids. Gene Ontology annotation, cellular component: plasma membrane. NCBI's taxonomy places the organism in Eukaryota, Metazoa, Chordata, Mammalia, Rodentia, Muridae. The record is from RefSeq and is marked provisional. The transcript has 5 exons.
CUAGGGCACACCAUAGACCACUUGAGAUUCACCGGGGAUCUUAAGGGAGAAAUUUUUUUAAAGGAUGAAUUCUGAAGAGUGUUCCAUAACAGAAAAUAGCUCUUCACAUCUGGAGAGAGGGCAGAGGGACCAUGGCACCAGUGUACAUUUUGAGAAGCAUCGUGAAGGAUCCAUUCAAGUUCCUAUCCCUUGUGCUGUGCUCGUAGUGGUCCUCAUCACUUCCUUAAUUAUCGCUCUCUUUGCCUUAAGUGUGGGCAAGUACAAUUGUCCGGGCUUCUAUGAGAAUCUGGAGUCAUUUGACCACCAUGCUGCUUCCUGCAAGAAUGAGUGGUUUUCAUACAACGGGAAAUGUUACUUUUUCUCCACCACAACCAAGACUUGGGCCUUGGCCCAAAAAUCUUGUUCUGAAGAUGACGCUACCCUUGCUGUUAUUGAUUCGGAAAAGGACAUGGCGUUUCUGAAGCGAUAUGCUGGUGGACUGAAACACUGGAUUGGGCUGAGAAACGAAGCUAGUCAGACAUGGAAAUGGGCAAAUGGCAAAGAAUUUAACAGCUGGUUCAACGUGACAGGGUCUAAAAAGUGCGUGUCUCUGAACCACACAGAUGUUGCUUCUGUAGACUGCGAGGCAAACUUACACUGGAUCUGCAGCAAGGCCUCCCUAUGAGGAGGAAGCAUAGAGGUAUAGGUGACUGUGCCAUAGCACCUCAGGAAAGUUGUGUGACUGGAUGCUACUCUGUGAUUGAGUUUUCCACAAAGACCACACAAACCAACUUUACAUCAUCCUGGAACUCUUCCAGAUAGAUAGGACUAUGGAACACAAGGAAGAAGACCCAGGAAGGUCCCUUGACCAGGAACUAAAAAUGUCACUGACUGACUGGAAAUCACAUCAAAGAUGAGAAGAUGGCUAUGAAGCCUCAUAAAUGCACUUUAUAUUUUAAACCUAGGAUGAAUACAAAUGACUAGUUUUAAAGUCACUAUUUAUUGCUAAAUGACUGCAAAAGCCAGCGCCUUCAUGCAUUUGCACUAUUUGAAGGGGAUUCCGUGGUGGUAAAAGAUGAAUGUAGAUACAGGAAAUUAUUGAUGACUGACUAAUGAUUUUCUUAAACUCCUAAAGCAUUCACAAGUAGACCAAUGCUUAUGAAAACAAGCUUUGCAGUAGCUCCAUCUAUUAACAGACCUUUGCCUCAUUAUUUUGUCAAUUGUUUCCCCCCAAAGAAUAAGGGUGACCUUUUCUUUAACUGCCUCAGAGUAGACAGUUAAUUUUCAUUGGUACAUAUUUCUUAGUAUCUAAAAAUCUCUGUAGUGUGUUUCAAGGAAGAAAAAAAAGCCCAGCACAUGAGGAAUAUUUGUAGAGCAGAUUUCAAAGUGUUACAAAGAAAAGUGCAAUAUGUGUCGUGGCAGAUCUCUGUCAGGACAUACACCUUGUGGUUGGACCCUGGAAUAACUCCCAUCUUGUCCCAUAACCUGUUUGUGUCUUUUGCAGUCCUUUAUCCAAAGUAUUUCCCAUGUGCAAUAAAGUGUUUAUGUAUGUGAUUGUAUUUUAAAACCUACCAUAAGUUUAAGCUGUUUCUAUGUAUGUGAAAAUAAAAGAACAGACAAACGGU